UGAGGGGCCCCGGGCGGCUCCGGGCCGGGGCCCCGCCGCGGGACGGAUCAUGCUACGCUCCACUGGCUUCUUCCGGGCUAUCGACUGCCCCUACUGGGCGGGGGCGCCCGGGGGGCCCUGCCGGCGGCCCUACUGCCACUUCCGGCACCGCGGGGCCCGGGGGCCUGGCGCGCCCGGCGGUGGCGGAGCGGCGUCCGCCGCAGCAGGGCUUGGCUAUGAUCCAUACAACCCCGAACUGCCCAAGCCCCCAGCACAGAGGGAGAAUGGCGCCCUGGGCCGGGGGGAUGAGCCCCGCUCGGACAUCCUGGAGCUGCAGCUGGUCAACCAGGCCAUCGAGGCUGUACGAAGUGAAGUGGAGCUGGAGCAACGGCGCUAUCAGGAGCUACUGGAGACAGCCCGCGAGUACAGCUCCGCUGAGUACAGUUCCACCGGGGCUGCUGCCCUGGCCCCCUGCGGUCCUGCUACCAGCCCCACCUCAGCCCUGGACAAGGAUGCCUUCCCGCUGACCUUCAGCUAUACCUCCAGCAGCCAUGGCCUGCUGACCCCUGAUGCCAGCUACCAGCCCACCCCGCUGGCCAGCCCUGCUGAACCUGGCAGCAAGUAUUCCCUGGCAUCUCUGGAGAGGGGUCAAGGCAAGGUGGGAGGGGGCAGCAGCGCCCUAGAGUAUGUUCCCAAGGCUGUAAGCCAGUCCCGGAGGUACGGCCGCCCUGUGCCCAGCAGCAAGUAUGUAGUGGACAACUCCAAGCCGUCCACUGACCUAGAGUAUGAUCCACUCUCCAAUUACUCAGCCCGGCACCUCAGCAGGGCCAGCUCCAGGGAUGAGAGGGCCACCAAGCGGCCCCGGGGCUGCCGUGGCAGCGAGCCCUACACACCUGCUCUCAAGAAGCCCUGUGACCCCUUUGGUGGCUGCGAUGCCAGGUUCUCAGAUUCUGAGGAUGACACCACCCCAGCUGCAGCAGAAGAGCCAGCCACAGCCAGCUCCCCUGUGGCCGAGGCCAGUCCUUCCAAGGCUGGGACAAGCCCCAAGAGCAAGAUCCCUGGGAAGCCAUCCCCGAAGGAGGGCCUGGAGCCCGAGGAGGGCAGUCUGCGGGAGACCAAGGAGAUGGCUGUUCAGUGUGACGUGGGAGACCUCGGGCAGCCCCCAAAGGGCCCAGAUGGGGCGUCCCCAGCCAAAUCUGGCUCCCCAGCCAGGGCCUUGCAGGGUCGGGGUGGCCCAAAGGAAGGCACACCCAAGAAGAAAAAUGGGACCCCACUAUCCCUUGGCCACAAGGACAGUGCCCGGAAGAAAGACAAGACCAAGGACAAAGACCGAGGGCGGUCCGAGAAACCAGGUGCAGGAAAGAAGAGCCUGCAGACUGGCAGCCCCCGGCAUAAGGCCGAGCGGCCAGAAGGGACCAAGAAAAAGCCAUCUUCAGCCACCCCAGUGGCCAGCUCAGGGAAAGGGAGGCCCACCAGUGGGGGCCCCCGGCCCCAGGACUCUCGUCCCAGUCCCCACCAACUGCCAGACAGGAAGGGUAGCGGGAAGAUGCCAUCAGGGAAGCUGGUAGAGCGCAAGGCCCGCUCGCUGGACGAGGGUGCCUCUCAGGAUGCCCCCAAGCUGAAGAAGCGGGCCUUAAGCCACGCCGAGCUCUUCGGGGAUGAGAGCGAGGAGGAGGGCCCCGGGCCCAGGGCCCUGCAGGUCCGUCCCCCUGCCCUCCCCAGCCUCAGCUCAGACUCAGACUCAGACUCGGACUCCAGCCUGGGCCUCAGCGCCCCGAAGCUGCCCAAACGUCUCAAGGCCUCCCCGCCCCCCUCCCCUGCAUCUUCCUCCUCCUCUUCCUCCUCCUCCUCCUCAGGGGCUGGGGAGGAUGCAGAGGAGGAUGUGGACUACUCGGCCCUGGAGAAGGAGGUCGACUUUGACUCCGACCCCAUGGAGGAGUGCCUGCGGAUUUUCAACGAGUCCACCAGUGUGAAGACGGAGGACAAGGGCCGGUUGGCCCGGCAGCCCCCCAAGGACGAGAAGAGUGAGGAGAAGGGGCAUGCCGGCCUGAUCACUCUGUUCCCAGGGCAGAAGAGGAGAAUCUCGCAUCUUUCCAAGCAAGGCAAGGAGGGAACUUGGCAGACUUGUUUCAACAGCUGCUGUGUCCUGGGGGAGAGGUGCAUUCUACCCACACAAUGUCCUCAGAUUCUCCCCAACGCUGAGCAGGUGUCACAGAGCAGGGGAGACUGCCAUGAGUCCUGGCCCCAGUGGGCUGUGACCUGGUGCAAGUUGUCCUACCUGAGCCUUUGCUUCCUCUCCUGUAGCCGUGGGGACAGUGAGUUAGCACUGGAGAGCCAGGGUAGAAACGCUGGCUCCAAGGUCAGCAACCAGGAGUUCCAGUGGCUUCUGUCAUCAGGCCCUUCCUGGGAGGAGGGGCCAGGGGAUUCAGGAAGCUGGAGUCCAAAGGAAUUUUUUAUCAGGCAGGAUUGGAUUGAAGCAUUGCCCCAAUCAGAGGCCCAGGGAUUCCUGCCCCACCCUGCCUGUAUAUCAGCACCCAGUGGCAUGGCCUUGGUACUGGGGAGGCUGGAGCCAAGAAGGCAGGUCAGGCAGAUGCUUCUGGACCUCGGGCAGUGUGAGCUUGGGGGCCGAGUCUCUGUGCUGGUCCCCUGCAGAGGCUCAGGGGUGACUGGAGGGGCUGCCUACCCAUCUUCGGAGCCGCUGCUGCCUUGCUGGCAGCCUCCCUGGGGCCACCUGCUCUGGGUGCUCCAGACAUGCAGCCAAGCCCCAGGAUGUGACUUCAUCCAGGCGGAGCCCCCGAGGAGGGGCCCAGCGGUGCCCCCGGCCCGGCUCCCGACCGCCCAGGAGGUGUGCUACAGGCGGGCCCAGCAGAUGCAGAGGGAGUCAGCCAGCUGGCUGCAGGCCGCCCCCCGGCCAGCUGAAAAGCCCUCCUCCGUCCACAUCGCUGCACCUGGAGAGAAACGGAGGAUCGCCCACACCCCCAACCCCCGCUUGGCCACGGCCCCCACAGGUGCCAAGAGGACCCUCUCGGCCAGCAGCAGCCAGGCCUCCCAUGGCCCUGAGCCUGGCAGCCAGCCGCUGAAGACGCGCACGCUGUCAGGGAUGGCGUCCAAGACCACCACCACCAUCACCCCGAAGCGCGUCGCCCACAGUCCAUCUCUACAGAGUCUAAAGAAACCCAUUAUCCCAAAAGAGUUUGGGGGCAAGGUCCCCACCGUCAUCCGCCAACGCUAUCUCAACCUGUUUAUUGAGGAGUGUCUCAAGUUCUGCUCAUCCAACCAGGAGGCCAUAGAGAAGGCGCUGAAUGAGGAGAAGGUGGCCUAUGACCGCAGCCCCAGCAAGAAUAUCUACUUGAAUGUCGCUGUGAACACACUCAAGAAGCUCAGGGGCCUGGUCCCCAGCACUGUGCCUGGUCUCAGCAAAGCCAGUGGCCGGAGGGUCGUGUCCCAUGAGGUGGUGCUAGGGGGGAAGUUGGCCGCCAAGACCAGCUUCUCACUCAGCCGCCCCAGCAGUCCCCGGGUGGAGGACCUGAAAGGGGCCGCCCUCUACAGCCGCCUCAGGGACUACCUGCUCACCCCGGAGCAGCUGCAGGAGAACGGCUACCCCUUCCCCCACCCCGAGCGGCCUGGCGGCGCCGUCAUCCUCUCAGCCGAGGAGAAGAAGCCCAAGGACCCCUCCUGCAGAGUCUGCUGCCGCUGUGGCACCGAGUACCUGGUGUCCUCCUCCGGCCGCUGCGUCCGCGAGGAGGAGUGCCACUACCACUGGGGGCGGCUCCGGAGGAGCCGAGUGGCUGGGGGCUGGGAGACGCAGUACAUGUGCUGUUCGGCAGCCGUUGGCUCCGUUGGCUGUCAGGUCGCAAAGCAACACGUACAGGACGGCCGGAAGGAAAACCUGGAAGGCUUUGUGAGGACCUUCGAGAAGGAGCUUUCAGAAGACACUCACGCAGGAAUCUACGCCCUGGACUGUGAGAUGUCUUACACCACAUAUGGCCUGGAGCUGACCCGCGUCACAGUGGUGGACACAGAGAUGCGUGUGGUGUAUGACACCUUCGUCAAGCCCGACAACGAAAUCGUCGACUACAACACCAGGUUUUCAGGGGUAACAGAGGCUGACCUCGCGGACACAAGCAUCACGCUGCGGGACGUCCAGGCUGUCCUGUUGAGCAUGUUCAGCGCCGACACCAUCCUCAUUGGACAUAGCCUGGAGAGUGACCUGCUGGCCUUGAAGGUCAUCCACAGCACCGUGGUGGACACAUCUGUACUGUUCCCUCACCGCCUGGGCCUCCCCUAUAAGCGCUCCCUGCGGAACCUCAUGGCCGACUACCUCAGACAGAUCAUCCAGGACAAUGUGGACGGGCACAGCUCCAGCGAGGACGCCAGCGCCUGCAUGCACCUAGUGAUCUGGAAGAUCCGAGAAGACGCUAAGACCAAGCGAUGACUCCCGCCCGCCCACCCGCUGCCCACCCACCUCUCCUGCAGCCCCGGCCCGUCCUUAGCCCCAGGCCUCUUCCAAAACAGUGCAAUAAAUCUCGAGAGCUAAUGCUGUGCGCCUCGCCAAGACAUGGAACUCAGAAGCGGGACGAGCCAGCGCCAUGAGAGAGCAGAGUGCAAAGACAACCCUGCAGCCCAGCCCCUGCCGUGGCCCCUCAUGCCUGUCCCCACGUCCUUGCCCCUCCUAGGCCUGUGCUGUCUGAAGACUGCUGCUGACCAGGACAGACCCAGCCCCUGCCAGGUUCCAGUUGUAUGUCCAGGGCAGUGGGACCUGGCCUGUCCCUGCUCUUCGUAUGCGGUGACGUGGUGGGGGCAGGGCGGGCUGUUGUGGGCUUGUUUGAGACAGGGGUUCUUUUUUUUUUUUUUAUUUUGUAUUGUUAUUUUUAUUAUUAUUAAUUUAAACCUGUUGACUUGCACAGUUACCUCCCCCACCGGAGGAACAAGGCCCUGGUGCGGCUUCCCUCCUGGGGGACAGGGGUGGGCUAGCCAGACCCGAGCCAGUGGCCCGGGUGCCUUUCACAAAGAUCCAGCCCAGGUGGGCCUGGAUGUCCCGCUCUGGGCUCCAGAGAGCUCCUUGUGCUUGGGUGGCUGGCUUCCAGAACCGCCUCCCCCGCCCAUCUAGACUUCCGUGACCUCUGAGAGCCAAACCAGCCCCCAGGGCCCGCCAGCCUCUGGACACUGUCUUCCCACCAGAGCCCCACCCUCCUCCCCAUGGGGUUCUCUGUACCCCACUCUCUCCCACCCUGGGCAGGGACAAUAAAUGUUUGUAUGGAUUUUAGACUCCAUGGUCUGGUGGUGCUCCUGGUGCCCAGCAGGACCUCCGCACACACCCUGUGGGGCCACCAACCCCGGGGCCAGGUGAGGAGAGCAAGUGGGCCUUGUCUCACCUUCAUCAGAUGGCCUCUCUGGGCCCAAGCCAUCCCUGCUUGAGGACCUGUCCUGGAGCAGCCCUGGAGCUUGCCUGGGUGUCUUAGAGCAGCCGGCCCCACUUCCUGUCCCCUGCCUGAGGGUAGAUUCAGCCCCACCUUGCCUGCUCUGGGGGGUGCGCUGCACACAGGGGCCCCUGGGUUGAUGGAGUGAUGCCUGCUCGUAUCUGCGGAAGGCCUGGCCCACUGCGUGCCUCUCCAUCCCCUGGCCAGGAGAUGCCAGCUGCACCAACUGUGGCUGAGUGGCCCCAUCUGUGACUUGUGCUGGCUGGUUGGGGUAAGAGGAGGCCCAAGGCCAUUAGGCCCUCAAUUGUGUGUGUCUAACAAGUCAAGCUGGAGAACUUCUUGGACCAGGAGACAGGGAGGGACUUCAGCUUCGGGGCAGGGUGGAGGUCUGGGUCAGGACACUGUUGGCCACCUAGAAGAGGUAGUCCGCCAUCCUGGUCACUUAGGCUGUUGAAGGCCAGGAGAGUAGGGCCGAGGGCUAAGGACAUGGAGGCCACUCCCCCAGCACUUUCUGUCCCCAGGCUGCAAGGAGAAAGGACUCCUGGAGCCCUGGGGUCCAUGUUGGGGUACCUAGCUCUGUGGGUGUCCCUAGUUAAGUCAGGCCAUCUUCACCCUUGGGGGCUGUUCUUUUGACCAAGUUGACUGUCCCCCACCUUCUGUAAACAAGGCAUUUUCUAAAUAAAUGGUGCCGAUGUAUUCACAGAA
Marmota flaviventris (yellow-bellied marmot) is the source of this 6104-nucleotide messenger RNA. NCBI's taxonomy places the organism in Eukaryota, Metazoa, Chordata, Mammalia, Rodentia, Sciuridae. The record is from RefSeq and is a predicted model, not a curated record.